GCGCGGGCGCUUCCUGCUUCGUGCCGCUGGGCGCCGCGGGGCUGAGGCGGCGCUGAGGCGGCGGCGGCGGCGGCGGCGGAGAGGCCGGUCUGGGUCUGCCUGCGCUCGGCGCGCUUCGCCUCCCUUCCCGGCGCCACCACCCGCGGCGGUAACAAGUGGGCGACGAUGCCGUACGAGAUCAAAAAAGUGUUUGCCAGCCUCCCACAGGUUGAAAGAGGCGUUUCCAAAAUUAUUGGAGGUGAUCCUAAGGGCAAUAAUUUUCUUUACACCAAUGGAAAAUGUGUCGUCAUCAGAAACAUUGAUAAUCCUGCAGUUGCUGACAUCUACACUGAGCAUGCCCAUCAGGUUGUAGUUGCCAAGUAUGCUCCCAGUGGAUUUUACAUUGCAUCUGGAGAUGUCUCUGGAAAGCUGAGAAUCUGGGAUACUACACAGAAGGAACACCUACUGAAGUAUGAAUAUCAGCCAUUUGCAGGAAAAAUAAAGGAUCUUGCUUGGACUGAAGACAGCAAGAGAAUAGCCGUGGUUGGAGAAGGAAGGGAAAAAUUUGGAGCAGUGUUCCUGUGGGAUAGUGGUUCUUCUGUUGGCGAGAUUACUGGGCACAACAAAGUGAUCAAUAGUGUGGACAUAAAACAAACAAGACCUUACCGCCUAGCAACCGGCAGUGAUGACAACUGUGCCGCUUUCUUUGAGGGACCACCUUUCAAGUUCAAGUUUACAAUAAGUGACCAUACACGGUUUGUGAACUGCGUAAAGUUUUCUCCUGAUGGAAACAGAUUUGCUACAGCUAGUGCAGAUGGCCAGAUUUUUGUCUAUGAUGGGAAGACUGGAGAGAAAGUGUGUGCUCUCGGUGGAGGCAAAGCUCAUGAUGGAGGUAUUUAUGCUAUUAGCUGGAGCCCUGACAGUAGUCAACUGCUUUCUGCUUCUGGAGAUAAAACUGCUAAAAUCUGGGAUGUUGGUGCUAAUUCUAUUGUCAGUACUUUUAACAUGGGAUCAAAUGUUUUGGAUCAGCAGCUGGGUUGCUUGUGGCAGAAAGACCACUUAUUGAGUAUUUCUCUCUCUGGCUAUAUCAAUUAUUUGGACAAGAACAAUCCAAAUAAACCUUUACGUGUCAUAAAGGGUCAUAGUAAAUCAAUUCAGUGUCUCACAGUGCAUAAAAAUGGUGGAAAGUCCUAUAUCUACUCUGGAAGUAAUGAUGGUCAUAUUAAUUACUGGGAUUCCGAAACUGGAGAGAAUGAUGGCUUUUCUGGGAAAGGCCAUACAAACCAGGUUUCUAGAAUGGCAGUGGAUGAAAUGGAUCAGCUGGUCACCUGCAGUAUGGAUGACACUGUGCGCUAUACCAACGUCAGCAAGAGGGAUUACAGCGGUCAGGAUACUGUGAAAAUGGAUGUUCAACCAAAAUGUUUAGCUGUGGGUCCUGGUGGAUAUACUGUAGUUUUAUGCAUCGGACAAAUUGUGUUGAUGAAAGAUAAGAAAAAAUGUUUUGCAAUUGAUGACCUUGGCUAUGAGCCAGAAGCUGUAGCCAUUCACCCUGGCGGAGGCACAGCAGCAGUGGGAGGAGUGGAUGGAAAUGUCUAUUUGUAUUCAAUCCAAGGAACCUCUUUGAAAAAUGAGAAGACUUUGGAAGCUAAAGGUCCGGUGACUGACCUGGCAUAUUCUCAUGAUGGUGCCUUUCUUGCAGUCUGUGAUGCAAACAAGGUUGUCACUGUCUUUAGUGUCACUGAUGGCUAUGCGGAACAUAAUGUCUUUUAUGGACACCAUGCAAAAAUUGUUUGUAUUGCCUGGUCACCAGACAAUGAACAUUUUGCUUCUGGAGGCAUGGACAUGAUGGUAUAUGUUUGGACUGUAAGUGAUCCAGAGACCAGAGUCAAGAUACCAGAUGCUCACAGACUACAUCAUGUAAGCGGCUUGGCAUGGUUGGAUGAACAUACUCUGGUAACAACAUCCCAUGAUGCUUCUGUCAAAGAAUGGUCUAUCUCCUACCAAUGAAAUAAGCCCUCUUUGGAAGGACCUAAUCAGGGACUAGAACUACUGCAGUGGAACAUAGCAUUUCUCUUAAAGAAUCUCUAUUGGCCUCUGGGUCUUCUAUCAUAUCCUCAUAUCUUUACAGGGUGUUCAUAUCUGUAAUUAAAUAUACUUUGAAAGCUUUAGCCAGUAACAGUUUGCACAUGAAAAGCACUUAAAUUAUGUCUGGAGCUUAAACUUUGUGCUGAACAUUCCAGAGGCAACAGCCUAGCAAGUUGGCGUGAAAGAUUCAAACUCAAUCAGUUGUUCUUUUCUAACCAAGAAACGUGAGAUUGUACAGCAUGAGAGUAAUACUUCUCAUUUUUUCUAAUUACAGAACAUUUCUGUACUAAUGGUCAUAGUAAGAAUAUAUAGUUGUUACCUGAAACCAAUCAUGCUGUGUGCAGCUACUGUAUAUUGCUUUGCCUCUCUGUACUGCACCAAACUGUUGCCUCAUAUUUUCUCCUCCAGAUAACAAAAUGGGGUACAUACAUAAUAAACUUUUUAUGUAUUUCAUGUCAAA
Messenger RNA from Rhea pennata, 2524 nucleotides. It is a transcript of the gene WDR1, whose product is annotated as WD repeat domain 1. Gene Ontology annotation, cellular component: cortical actin cytoskeleton. The transcript has 15 exons. Gene Ontology annotation, molecular function: actin filament binding. NCBI's taxonomy places the organism in Eukaryota, Metazoa, Chordata, Aves, Rheiformes, Rheidae. Gene Ontology annotation, biological process: actin filament depolymerization; sarcomere organization; locomotion. Bases 166 to 1986 code for a protein of 606 amino acids. The record is from RefSeq and is a predicted model, not a curated record.